ACCUACACUUCUUCCUUCAUUGUUCCAGUUGUAUACAACAAUUUGUGUGAUUACUUAAUAUCUGUCCCCUCCCCCCCCCGCCCCCCAUCAGACAGUGAGCUCUGUGAGGGCAGGCACCGGUUCUGUCUUAACCUCCAACAGUAGUCCCGAUCAAAGCUGGCACAUGGUAAGUACUCAUUAAAUAUAGCAAGGGCCCCGUGUUGAGUAGACCCUUUCCCCAUUCUGAGCCUCCGUACUUUCCCCUCUACCCCCCAAACACACAGACUUUCUCCGGGGAGCUGCCGGGGAACCUUGACUCCCACCCUUUCCCUCCUUGGCAGCUGCUGGGUGACGCACCCAGGGGCGGGUGCUCCGCCCCACAGCGGACGCUGAUUUAGCCCGGUUGGGCAAGGCCAGGGUUGCCUGGGGGGAGGUUACUCAUCCCGGGCUCAGGUAAGAGGGCCCAGGUUGGGAGGCGGCACACCCAGGGGGGACGCCGAGGGAGCAGGACCUAGCCAUGGACCCUGCCAGGAAAGCAGGCGCCCAGGCAGUGAUCUGGACCACGGGCUGGCUGCUGCUGUUGUCGCUGCUGCUUGGAGAAGGAGCGCGGGCCCUGGAGUGCUACAGCUGCGUGCAGAAAGCAGAUGACGGAUGCUCUCCGCAGAAGACCAAGACCGUGAAGUGCGCGCCGGGCGUGGACGUCUGCACCGAGGCCGUGGGGGCGGUGGAGACCAUCCACGGGCAGUUCUCGGUGGCAGUGCGGGGCUGCGGGUCCGGACUCCCGGGCAAGAAUGACCGCGGACUGGAUCUUCACGGGCUUCUGGCCUUUAUGCAGCUGCAGCAAUGCGCCCAGGACCGCUGCAACGCCAAACUCAACCUCACGUCGCGAGCGCUCAACCCCGCAGGCAAUGAGAGUGCGUACCCGUCCAACGGUGCCGAGUGUUACAGCUGCGUGGGGCUGAGCCACGAGGCGUGCCGGGGCACGGCUCCACCUGUCGUGAGCUGCUACAACGCCAGUGAGCGCGUCUACAAGGGCUGUUUCGACGGUAACGUCACUCUGACGGCAGCAAAUGUGACUGUAUCCUUGCCUGUGCGGGGUUGUGUCCAGGACGAGUUCUGCACGCGGGAUGCGGUGACAGGCCCAGGGUUCACACUCAGUGGCUCCUGCUGCCAGGGGUCCCGCUGUAACUCGGACCUCCACAACAAGACCUUUUUCUCCCCUCGGAUCCCACCCCUUGUCCUGCUGCCCCCUCCUAAGCCCACCACUCAGGCCCCAACCACCUCUGUCACAACCUCUACUCCAGCCCCAACCACUCUUGUCUCUGCCACUAAACCCACCACGGCCAGCCAGACUUCCCCACGGGAAGUACAUCCUGAGACCUCUCAGAAAGAGGAAUCUGGCUUGGCUGGAGGUGCCGCUGGCCACCAGGACCGCAGGAAUAUGGGACAGCACCCUACAGGAGGGGGGGCCCAUAAUAAAGGCUCUUCAACUUCCUCGGCUGGGUUGGCAGCUCUAGUGUUGGCCUUGGCUGCUGGCACCCUACCAUGAAUUUUGCCAUCUAGAAACUUCCAUCUUGCCUUAUUCCCCAGCCCUGGGUACCCUCUCUUCCCAUGACUUCCCUUUCUCCUCACUGGACUGGGCUGGCCCAGCCCCUCUUCUUCCAAUCUCCGCCCCCCACCAUCCCCAGCUUCUGCUGCACUGGUUUGCGGCUUUGGGAAAUAAAUUUACCGUUGUAUAUAUAUCCUGCCAGGGUGUUGUAGCUUCUGGAAGGCAACAGGUGUAUCUCCCUCUUCUUUGUCUCUCCCUGGUCUCCUCAUGGUGUCUCUGGGCAGAGAAAAGUCAGGGCUGUCACAGGGAAGAUGGGAGAAACACUGAUAGGCUUUCUAUUCACCUUCUUAUAGCCAGUCCGGAAUUUGGGGGGGGGAGGUGCGGAGCAGGAUAGUGGUUCCCUCCUCUGCUGGCUGGUGUCCCUGCUCCCCGUCCCCUCUCUGUGGGAAUCGGUUCAGCAUCUGACUUCCUUAUUAGACUGUGAGCUCCUCAAGGGCAGGGACCGCGCCUCAGGCCUCCAUGUGGUCAGUUUCUGGCACAUGAAGGUCUCAAUAAAAGUGUAAUUCCUUUGUAUAAGCGUUUCGAAGGACUCAUUUCUUACACUGACCUCUUAGUGUCGCCUCUUAGCCGAGCUAGGGCGGGAGUGUCAAGACCGUUCGCAGAGAAGCUGAGACCUGGAGCCACAGCCCAGGGGGGAGGUUGGGGUUGGAACUCCUGUGCUCUCCUGGGGUUUCGCCAGCUUGUGGGCGAUCCCACCACUGGUGAAGGGGAUGCCAGGUGAAAGCGUUAGGCAGUGGCGAGGGUGCCUGGGGCUUUUAGCAAGGUUUGGGCUCAGAGGGGAACUCUGCUUAAUGGGUUGUCCCCCACUGCCAGGCCCCACCCACCUUGUCAUCUGUUUGGUUUCCCAAGGAUUGUGUGGUGGGCUUAGCCACCGCCUCGCACCUGUCCAGAGGUCUCACGGGUGCCGCUGUCAGUCUGUGUUCGUCUAAGCUCCACCUCCGUCUCCUCCAAUCAGGUGAAGGUGUAGGGGCCCCAGGGAGGAAAAGCCUGGCUUCAGCCUGAGGCCCCGGCAGGCUGUGCAACUGCUUGAUGGAAGGGGGACCAGAUGUGGGCAGGAGCGAGAUAGUAACAGUGAUAUUUCCGACAUCACUAUUAAUGGGAGUAGUAGUAUGACAAAACGAUAGUAAAUAAUGAUUACAGGGACAAAAUAGAAAAUUAAUAAGAGCACGAGCAACAGCAAUAAUAACUAGUUAUGGA
Panthera uncia (snow leopard) is the source of this 2785-nucleotide messenger RNA. RefSeq names its product LY6/PLAUR domain containing 3 (gene LYPD3). The record is from RefSeq and is a predicted model, not a curated record. The transcript is spliced from 5 exons. The coding region runs from base 497 to 1528 and encodes 343 amino acids. NCBI's taxonomy places the organism in Eukaryota, Metazoa, Chordata, Mammalia, Carnivora, Felidae. Gene Ontology annotation, cellular component: plasma membrane.